CCGACCUCUUCGCUCGCUCGACCUGCGGACGCCAUAUUGAAUUUUGUUGUGCUUCGGUAGAAAACAUUGUGAGCACGUGGAUUGUUGGUUAUUGAGUUUAAAUUGAUAGUAAUUUCUGAUAAUUCAUUAUUUUGGACCUUUUAUUCAGUUUUGAGUUGAGUGCAACUAUUUUCAUUUGGAUAUUCAAAUUAUUUUAAAAGUGGCUUAUUACAAUGGCUCCUUCUCGUCAACUGAUCCUGUGGUCGGUGCCAUCCAUAGCCGUACUGUUGGGAAUAUUCUGGUUCCGAAAAAAAAGAGAAUAUGCCAAGUCUGACCCGGGAGGAAGAGAGAGGAUAAAGAGCCUGCAGGAGGAGCUGGCCGAGGCUCUCAGCAGCGAGGCCGAGGCACUGAAGGCCUCUCCUCUCGGCAAGGCUGACAGAUCUAUCAUUAAGUCAGCACCUAUUGACAUUGUUCCUAAUGGGCUUGGAUCUCAGCGAUCUUCACCCUUGGAACUGACUGAUGAAGAAGUGGACUUAGAAAUAGAGAAAAUUAUUAGAACUAAAUCUGUUAAAAAUGACUUCAAAGUUUCAUCUAGUAUUGACCGAGUUUUAGUUAUGCAGUCUCUCAAAGUAGAACCAUCAUUCAAAAUUCCAGUGCCGUCCUCCAAGAGGGGGUCAUCUCUCCAAUCUGAGGCUAAUAGUAUUAGAGAAGUUCCCAGCAUGUGUCCAGCAGAUGCAAAGCACAUUGUUGCCACAUCUACUGCAGAGUUUGCAGAGAAGGAGAGCACACACAGUGUGUCUGCGGCUGCGGUGGAUGUCGCCCCCCUCGAGGAGGCUGUGGCUGAAGAAGAAGAAUGUAAUAACAAUGUAGUUGAAGAAGCAAAUGAGACUAGUGAGAGUGCGGACAAUGAGGACAGGUUCUCCACUGCUCAGUCGAGGCGCAUAUCAGAGAGAGACUCAGCCAAUCACAGUCCAGUGGACCCGCUGCUGGCCAGUCCCUCUAUGUGCCACUUCUCUGACAACCACAGUGAGGGCUCCAGUGACAGCGGCAAGGGCUGCUCGGAGGCGGCGAGCCCCCCGCCCGCGCCCGGCAUGCUGCCCACGGAGGGCGCGCUCCGCAUCCACCAGUUCAUCAUCCCACAGACCCUGGUCGGUCUGCUAAUAGGAAAACACGGUUCUUUUGUAACAUUAAUUAAAGGUAAAACGGGUGCUAGCGUCUACGUCCGGAGGCACCCAGACUCUGUCAAGCAAAAAAUUUGUGCAGUUGAAGGAACUCAAAGUGAGAUAGAAGCAGCUUUAGAUAUGAUUAGAGAGAAAUUCCCAGAAAAGAGAUUUCCCAACUUUACUCUAGAAGAAAUCAGUCCUGAACUAUAUCAAAAACUGAUGCCUCUUGUACCGGAGUUCCUUCAACUGGUGGAGAGCGUGAACAACGAGACCAUCAUGACGUGCCUGGUGAGCGCGGGGCACUUCUUCCUGCAGCAGCCGCUGCACCCGACCUUCCCCUCGCUGCACGCGCUGCACCGGCUCAUGGCCGCCACCUACUCGCAGCCCGACGUGCCGCCGCUGCCCAGCCCCGUCAAAGAGGGUUCAAUCUGCGCGGCGCCGACGGAGAACAACUGGUACCGCGCGCAGGUGAUUUCGGCCAGCGAGGAGGCGGGCACGGCGGUCGUGAAGCUGGUGGACUUCGGCGGCUACCUCACGCUGGACGCCGACCAGCUCAAGCAGAUCCGCUCCGACUUCAUGACGCUGCCGUUCCAGGCCACCGAGGCGCUGCUCGCCUUCGUCAAGCCCGCCAACAACGAGUCUACGUGGAGCGGGGAGGCGCUGCGCAUCAUGGCGGGGCUGACGGCGGGGCAGCUGCUGCACGCGCAGGUCGCCGGCUACGACGAGGCGGGCCUGCCGCUCGUGCACCUCUACCUCACGCUGGGGCCGCAGCAAGUGAUAUUCCUGAACCGCGAGCUGGUGGAGCGCGGGUUCGCGGAGUGGGACGUGCCGGCGGACUCGUGAGCCCCCGCCCCCCCCGCGCCCCGCGCCCGCCCCCGCCCGCCCCGCACGCAGGGGCUGCAUUUUGAAUGACACAUUUACAACAAGCGCACUGCCACCCGCCGCCCGGACCACGCUCCCGCGGCCUGUGCGUAUUCACAAUCUUGAGUUAUUUUAUACGAAUGUUACUGAGAGCUACUAAAUUAAAUAAAGGUUCGUUCGGAGGAUUUCUAAUAUUAGUUUCGUUUUAAAGCUUGAUUGAUAUAAUACAUUAGUCGUUUAGAUCGGUCUCGCAGACGCAGGUAUUCUCCGGGCGCGGGCGCCGCUCGCGCCGACUACUAUCAUCCAUUACUGAAGUUAAGGUUUUUUUAUAUUUUGACUGAGAACACUUGUGUAAUUAGAUAGAAAGAAUAUUUUCUGUUGCUAUUUUAUACUGGGCUAUGUUUGUAUGUUAUUGAAACCUUCUACAUUUUGUCGUGUAUUCUUCCUUCAUUUAUAUCUAAGCUCCCAUUAAUUAGUUGAAUUCAUUAUCAUACAAUACGCUUAUGAACAAAUUACUGUUUUGAUUUUUGCAAUUUACUUAAUUAUGUUUAAAGUAAGAGUUGUCUGGUGAUGUGUUGCAUCUACAAGGCUCCCCGCGCGGCGGCCGGCUCUGGUCUCACCGAUGCUCCUCCAGCCGUGCACUGCCUCUGGUGCAUAUGUUUCGUUGUAAAUAGUUGCUUUACUAUAUUGUGCCAAACCGUAACUGCUUCUCAUUGAAAGACUGGAACGUCUUCAUUCGUCAGAGCGAUAAAUUUAUAGAAUAUGCCUUGUAUGAUGUGCCUUCAAAAGUUCGUUUCAAAGUAUUUGGUUGAUCAAGUACAUAGAUAUACUAUAUUUUUGUCACAUCGUAUUAUUUGUAUUUAGUUACAUGUAUUUGUGUAUUAUUUUUGUAAACUCUCAAAAGUUGGAAAGUCGAGGUUGUCCCUGCGAGCGCUCUCGGUCCAUGCGCCGGCACACGAUCAGCUGUGAUGAACCAGAAGAGAUGGCUUUGACCGUCCAUCUUUUGAGACAGUAUUUCAUUUCAUAUCACAAUGUUCACAAUGCGACGCAGCAUUUUAUUUAUUUUAUGUGUAAAUUGUAUAAAAGUACAAUAGAAUGAAGCGUGUGUAUACUGAGUGGUAAUAUUUUAAUAUGGUGGACAUUAUGAUUAUAACUGUCGUUUCUUUGAUGCAGCCAAUUAACAAUGGGUAUUUGGGUUACUUGCUUUAUACCUUCUUAAAUAUCUAUGUAUUUAUCUCAGUAUGUCGGGUCACUGCUAGUGCCAAAUGUACGUGAGGUUCGUAGGUCGCUUCGUUCCCCAAUAAGAGCGCAUGUUCGAUAAAACAUCUUCUACUAACAAUGUCACAUCGCACCCACUAACGUUUCCCGACCCCGGUCCUGUAAUACAGCUUUCACAAUCCAUUACGACAGUUUAGUAAUGUAUUUGCCACCAUAUUAAAAGUAUUGCCCUUUGAUUAACCUCAUAAAAAGACUUAAAUACACUUAGGUUUACUAUGAUUCAGUGUUGAUCCGAUUUCUAAUAUUGUAAAAUCUGUUACCUCAGUCAUGUCAUCUGCACGUUGAUUGGGCGAUGGCUGCACGCUGGUGGCGACAAUGUUAGUAUGAUGCAAGUGAAACAUUACUUACAACUGAUGUUGUAUCAACGAUACUGUAACAUUAUAAGCCUUUUUGUUUACAAAAUGUAUACAAUACUGCCUCUACAACAUAUUUUUUCUUUGUAUAAUUUCAGAAAUUAUUUGUAAUCGAUGUUAUUUUAACGAAAUGGUUUAUAAUGAACCUGAGUAGCGUGUCGUCGGUACUGAGUAGGCUAAGAGAGCCGAUGUUCUCACUUUAGUUAAUAGUGUACAUAAUAGCGAGUUUAAGUAGUUAUAAAAGCAAUUGAUAUUUUAGUUUUUGAAGGUAAAUUUAUGAAUUUAGUAAUGAUAAUGUUGAAACUGAAGUGGUCGCUCCUAGUGUAUUUGAUUUCUUGUAUGCGUAUUGUAGUGAACUUGGCAAACGGGAAGCUUAGACACUUCGUCUGUAGUUAUAUUUACGGCGGCCGAGUCACCCGCAGCUAUCAUUAGAACAUAUUUAACGGAAUACCAACCAAGUGUUAUUUUAACACCAGUGAUUUUUCUUUUCAGUUCGCAAAUGAUUAUUGUGAUGUAACAAACUAGCUGGCUGACCGGUGAUUGCAUUUUGUUGACGUCCCUAGUGUAUAUAGACUAAUAUAUUUGCGGUUAAAUCAAUAAAUUAUCGUUUUUAAAACCACAAA
Plutella xylostella (diamondback moth) is the source of this 4257-nucleotide messenger RNA. RefSeq names its product A-kinase anchor protein spoonbill (gene spoon). NCBI's taxonomy places the organism in Eukaryota, Metazoa, Arthropoda, Insecta, Lepidoptera, Plutellidae. The record is from RefSeq and is a predicted model, not a curated record. Gene Ontology annotation, molecular function: RNA binding.